CUGGAAUUAAAGGUAUGCUCCACUACUGCCAACCUCAGUUUUUCUUUUCUACUUUUUCUGUUAAUUCUUUUUGCUUCUUAGGAAGUGAUGGAAAGGCUAGUUUCUUACCCUGGUGCAGUGUCUAUAGGUCUGUCCCACUAAGCUUCAGUUUUCUUUUAGGCCUUUUUUUGGACAAUUUCUUUUCACCUUUGGGUUUCCAAGCUUGUGAAGGGAAAUAAUUAGCUAUUUUCUUUGAAAAGCCUUUUACGGGGAUCAACCAGGGUGCAAGGAGAGUACAUUACUCCAGUUACUGAACUGAAACCCAUCUCCACAGCAGAGUGACCAGGUCCAGUUUCUGCUGGGUUGUGAGCUGCCUGUUAAAUAAGUCAGUGGGGUUGCUGAAGACAAAGCAGCAUUCCCUGUCCAACGUUAAAACAUUAUUUUUAUGCAGCUAAUGAGACUAUCGUGGAAAGCCUGUUGGAGUCUCUGUGUCCAGAGUUGUAUUCAUUGCUUGGAAAGAGUGCAAGAUGCAGGCACAUUAAGAGGGACCAUGGAGAGUGCUGAGAGCCAGGAUGGAGUGCUUGGGAAGCUUAGGGCUGUGAGCAUCAGUCACAAAAAUGGUGCUUAAUCAGAGAAGACCUGGAAAAGCUCCCAAGGGGGCAGGUCCCUCCUACCACUUGUCUUGUGCUCUGAAUACCUGAAGUUACCUUGGCUGCUAUAACCCUAGGGUUAGGGCUGGGAGUGGAAUUGGAGACAAAGUAUCUUAUGUCAUGCAAGUGGUGGCAGACUGUCCUAAGGGGAAUGAGGAAUCAUGUCAUCUGGUUGGCCUAUAAUCCCAGCCCAGAUGGGAGUAGGAACACUGGGAUAGGACCAGGAGAGUUCUAGAUUCAGGAUCUUGGAUAUUACAGAGUAAGCAGGAGAUCCGGGGACCCCCCCUCCACAUACACACAUAUUGCUUCAACACCUUGGUAAGAUACAGUGGCAGCUGCUUUGUUUACGUUGGUUAAACGUUACUCCAUCCUCUUUCUAGACAGGUAUCUUUAAAACAAAAAACUCUGAGCUUAGCUGUUAAAGUAUUUGCUCCACAAGCAUGGUGACCUAAGUUUGAUCCCACCGACCUCAUGUAAAAAGACCAGUGUGUCUGUCUCUAUUCCUGGUGCUGGAGAGGCAGAGAUAGGUGGGCCCUGGAGCUUGAGUAGCUGAAUUGGUGAGUUUCAGGUUUAGUGAAAUACCCUGUCUCAAAAAAGAAAUAAAAGGUGUAUAUAUGUGUCAGGGGUUGGUGCAGCGGGUAGUUGAAGGGUUGGCUCAGCAGUUAAGAAUACUUGCUGUUCGUCAUUGUUGUUACUGUUAUUAUUUUGGUUUUUCAAGACAGGGUUUUUCUGUGUAGACCUGGCUGUCCUGGAGCUUGCCCUGUAGACCAGGUUAGCUUUGAACUUAGAUCGCCUGCUUCCUGAGUGCUGGGAGUAGGGACACGUCACCAUGCCCAGUCAAACACCAGCUAUUCUUGCAGAAGACUCAGCACUUCCAUGGAGCCAUGCGGGGUCAGCGCAGUCUGCUCUUGGGCCCAGCCCGCCUCUGCCUUCGUCUCCUUCUGCUCCUGGGUUACAGGCGUCGCUGCCCACCUCUGCUCCGGGGCCUGGUACAGCGCUGGCGUUAUGGAAAGGUUUGCCUGCGCUCCCUGCUCUACAACUCCUUUGGAGGCAGUGACACCGCUAUUGACGCUGCCUUUGAGCCUGUCUACUGGCUGGUGGACAAUGUGAUCCGCUGGUUUGGAGUGGUGUUUGUGGUGCUGGUGAUCGUGCUGACUGGGUCCAUUGUGGCCAUUGCUUAUCUGUGUGUCCUGCCCCUCAUCCUUCGAACCUACUCAGUACCACGACUCUGCUGGCAUUUCUUCUAUAGCCACUGGAAUCUGAUCCUCAUCGUCUUCCAUUACUACCAGGCCAUCACCACUCCUCCUGGAUACCCACCCCAGGGCAGGAAUGACAUUGCUACUGUCUCCAUCUGUAAGAAGUGCAUUUACCCCAAACCAGCCCGAACACACCACUGCAGCAUCUGUAAUAGGUGUGUGCUGAAGAUGGAUCAUCACUGCCCCUGGCUAAACAAUUGUGUGGGCCACUAUAACCAUCGCUACUUCUUCUCUUUCUGCUUUUUCAUGACUCUGGGUUGUGUCUACUGUAGCUAUGGAAGUUGGGACCUUUUCCGAGAGGCUUACGCUGCCAUCGAGAAAAUGAAACAGCUUGACAAGAACAAACUACAGGCAAUUGCCAAUCAGGACCCCUUAUUCUGUGAAUCUGUGGACAUCUUCGACUUGUAUAUAGCACUCCUGUUGCUUUUUCACAACACCCUGUCCCCCGCCGUUAGUCCAUGUGAGACUUACCACCAGACUCCACCACCUACCUUCUCCUUUCGGGAAAGAAUAACUCACAAGAGUCUUGUCUACCUCUGGUUCCUGUGCAGUUCUGUGGCACUGGCUCUGGGUGCCCUAACCAUAUGGCAUGCUGUUCUCAUCAGUCGGGGUGAGACUAGCAUCGAAAGACAUAUCAACAAGAAGGAGAGACGUCGGUUACAGGCCAAGGGCAGAGUAUUUAGGAAUCCUUACAACUACGGCUGCUUGGACAACUGGAAGGUGUUCCUAGGUGUGGACACAGGAAGGCACUGGCUGACCCGGGUGCUGUUACCUUCUAGUCACCUACCCCAUGGGAAUGGAAUGACCUGGGACCCUCCUCCCUGGGUGACUGCUCAUUCAGCCUCUGUGAUGGCUGUGUGAGUCACAACUUGAAUUAUUGUUCGAUGCUUGUUAUGUCUCUUUCAAGAACUUCCAAGGGCAGCUUUUCUUGGAAUCCAUGACCAUAAAGAGCCACUAGACCUGCCUUAGAGUACUACUUAGGGACAACUCAAGAGCAAUCUUCUGGCCAUCUCAAAACAAGAUACAGUUGGGUGGCAGCAGCGCAUGACUUUAAUCCUAGCACCCGGGAGUCAGAGGCAGGUGGAUCUCUGAGUUCCAGGCCAGCCUGGUCUACAGAGCAAGUUCCAGGACAGCCAACGCUACACAGAGAAACCCUGUCUCAAUAAACCAAACCAAAACAAAAAAAAAGUGGAGAAAUCCUACGACUGAUGUCCCUUACUCAGGCAAACAAGUUUUAGCCCCAGACCAGGGGUCAGGCAACUAGCUACCUUAUCCAAUGCUGACUUUGAUGUCCUCUAGGUCACAGCACUGGGGCUAGCACCAUCUCUCACUUUGGGAAAAGAUUCUGUCACGUAUGUUGAAAUUCUGGCUUCUGAAUGGGACAAAGAAAAUAAGCCUAUUGCCAAGGUCACUGCCAUUUCUCACGUGCUGCAGAAGGAGCAAAAAUAAAGGCAUUUGAUUUGUAAAGAUGAA
Molecule: messenger RNA, 3358 nt
Organism: Myodes glareolus (Bank vole)
Lineage: Eukaryota; Metazoa; Chordata; Mammalia; Rodentia; Cricetidae
Source: RefSeq, a predicted model, not a curated record